Parnassius mnemosyne (clouded apollo) is the source of this 762-nucleotide messenger RNA. Lineage: Eukaryota; Metazoa; Arthropoda; Insecta; Lepidoptera; Papilionidae. The record is from the annotation of a GenBank genome assembly.
AUGUUAGGUAUAAGAUCAGUUUUUAAUAAAGCUGUUACGACAUUUCCUACUUUAUUUUGUCAACAAACAAGGAAUACUUUUGUUUUGAAACGACGAUGGCCGCCACCGUUACAUAAAAAAGGCGGCAAGCCAUCUAAAAUGAGGGGUAGACACUUCGUAUAUGACUUGGUUGAAGAUACAAAUGUUCGUAAAAAACCAGACUUAAAGAUUAUUUUAAACCAGUUUGUCGAUGGUGUUGGAGAAGCAGGAGAUGUACUUACUCUUAGUCCAGCUAAAGCUUAUAAAGAGUUCCUUGUGCCAGGUUUAGCAGUGUAUGCUAGUCCAGAAAAUUUUGCAAAGUAUAAGGUUGAUGAGAAUAAGCCUAAGGUUGAAGGCACAUACAGCUCACCUUAUGUUCAAAGGACAAUUGGGUGUUUGUCACGACUAGUAUUACAAAUAACCAUGAGCAAAAAAGAGCCAUGGACUCUUGAACCUUGGCAUGUACGUGCAUCUUUUCGUAAAGCUGGGUUUGUAGUGCCAGAACACGCUAUAAAAAUGCCUCCAGUAGAAAUUAAGGGCCCAGAUUUGUCAUUACAAGAAAAAGAGUUUUAUGUCACUGUUAAGAUUAAUAACACUGAAGAAGUAAAAGUAAGGUGUAGAAUCCAUCAUUGGGCUACUGGAAUGGAUAGACUGCCAUGGGAGGAAUUUCACUGGAAAAAACCUUAUGAAGCAUUGAUACCCGAACAAGCUGAAGAAUUGGAAAAAAUACCACUACCUAAAUAG